This is a messenger RNA of Lynx canadensis (Canada lynx), 9735 nucleotides long. RefSeq names its product glutamate ionotropic receptor NMDA type subunit 2B (gene GRIN2B). The record is from RefSeq and is a predicted model, not a curated record. Gene Ontology annotation, biological process: long-term synaptic potentiation; synaptic transmission, glutamatergic; excitatory postsynaptic potential. Bases 1 to 2976 code for a protein of 991 amino acids. Gene Ontology annotation, molecular function: transmitter-gated monoatomic ion channel activity involved in regulation of postsynaptic membrane potential; NMDA glutamate receptor activity. Lineage: Eukaryota; Metazoa; Chordata; Mammalia; Carnivora; Felidae. The transcript is spliced from 8 exons. Gene Ontology annotation, cellular component: postsynaptic membrane; NMDA selective glutamate receptor complex; postsynaptic density membrane.
AUGAGGUGGACUGUGCCCGUCCUAAAACACGGAUGUGGCAGCAGCAUGGUGGACCGUGUCCUCACAUGUGGAUUUGCCAGGGGUGUGGCCGACCGUGUCUUCUCAUCAGGCUCCGCGGAGGCUUGGUCGAUCAUGUCCCCACACGGAAUAUGGUGGGACCAUAUUGCCAUGCAGUCAGUAGUAUGGCAGAGAGGUGUUGGCCUGAGGCGGCAGAAGACCGUCAAACCCCCGGUCAUGGGGGCCCUUUCUGCCCUGACCUCUCGGAUUCUCGAGAGGGUGAUUGGACCACAGAGGGUGGCUAGACCACUCUCGAUCCAGCUCUUGACCGUGCAGCGGGUGCUGCUGCACGGCCUCCGUCUGUGCGCCAACUCACUGCUCCACGUUCCCAUGUACGUUCUUUCCCACUUCAGUGACGUCACAGUACUUGAGUCCCUCCUCUUGCCUCGAGGGCCCUCCCCACACCUCCACCGAUGCUGUAUGAGAGGCUCUCCAUUCAGCCCCACGACCCUCCAGUCCAAUCAUCUUCGGUUCCAGAGACCCAAUGACUUCUCACCCCCUUUUCGCUUUGGGACUGUGCCCAACGGCAGCACAGAGAGGAAUAUUCGCAAUAACUAUGCAGAAAUGCAUGCCUACAUGGGAAAGUUCAACCAGAGGGGUGUAGAUGAUGCAUUGCUCUCCCUGAAAACAGGGAAACUGGAUGCCUUCAUCUAUGACGCAGCAGUGCUGAACUACAUGGCAGGCAGAGAUGAAGGCUGCAAGCUGGUGACCAUUGGCAGUGGGAAGGUCUUUGCUUCCACGGGUUAUGGCAUUGCCAUCCAAAAAGAUUCUGGGUGGAAGCGCCAGGUGGACCUUGCUAUCCUGCAGCUAUUUGGAGAUGGGGAGAUGGAGGAGCUGGAGGCUCUCUGGCUCACUGGCAUCUGCCACAAUGAAAAGAACGAAGUCAUGAGCAGCCAGCUGGACAUCGACAACAUGGCGGGAGUCUUCUACAUGCUGGGGGCAGCCAUGGCUCUCAGCCUCAUCACCUUCAUCUGCGAACACCUUUUCUAUUGGCAGUUCCGGCAUUGCUUUAUGGGCGUCUGUUCCGGCAAGCCUGGCAUGGUCUUCUCCAUCAGCAGAGGUAUCUACAGCUGCAUCCAUGGGGUGGCUAUCGAGGAGCGCCAGUCCGUGAUGAACUCCCCCACCGCAACCAUGAACAACACGCACUCCAACAUCCUGCGCCUGCUCCGCACGGCCAAGAACAUGGCCAACCUGUCUGGUGUGAACGGCUCCCCCCAGAGCGCCCUGGACUUCAUCCGGCGUGAGUCAUCGGUCUACGACAUCUCCGAGCACCGCCGCAGCUUCACACACUCUGACUGCAAAUCCUACAACAACCCGCCGUGCGAGGAGAACCUCUUCAGCGACUACAUCAGCGAGGUGGAGAGAACUUUUGGCAACCUGCAGCUGAAGGACAGCAACGUGUACCAGGAUCACUAUCACCACCACCACCGCCCCCACAGCAUCGGCAGUGCCAGCUCCAUCGAUGGGCUCUACGACUGUGACAACCCGCCUUUCACCACGCAGCCGAGGUCCAUCAGCAAGAAGCCCCUGGACAUUGGCCUCCCCUCCUCCAAGCACAGCCAGCUGAGCGACCUGUACGGCAAAUUCUCCUUCAAGAGCGACCGCUACAGUGGCCACGAUGACUUGAUCCGCUCCGACGUGUCUGACAUCUCCACCCACACGGUCACCUACGGAAACAUCGAGGGCAAUGCCGCCAAGCGGCGCAAGCAGCAAUACAAGGACAGCCUGAAGAAGCGGCCGGCGUCGGCCAAGUCCCGCCGGGAAUUUGACGAGAUCGAGCUGGCCUACCGCCGCCGGCCACCCCGCUCCCCGGACCACAAGCGCUACUUCAGGGACAAGGAAGGGCUACGGGACUUCUACCUGGACCAGUUCCGCACCAAGGAGAACUCCCCGCACUGGGAGCACGUGGACCUGACGGAUAUCUACAAGGAGCAGGGCGAUGACUUUAAGCGCGACUCGGUCAGCGGAGGAGGGCCCUGUACCAACAGGUCUCACCUCAAACACGGGGCGGGCGACAAACACGGCGUGGUCAGCGGGGUCCCGGCCCCCUGGGAGAAGAACCUGGCCAACGUGGACUGGGAGGACCGCUCGGGCGGCGGCAACUUCUGCCGCAGCUGCCCGUCGAAGCUGCACAACUACUCCGCGUCGGUGGCCGGGCAGAACUCGGGCAGGCAGGCGUGCAUCCGCUGCGAGGCUUGCAAGAAGGCAGGCAACCUGUAUGACAUCAGCGAGGACAACUCCCUGCAGGAGCUGGACCAGCCGGCUGCCCCUGUGGCGGUGACGUCCAAUGCCUCCACCACCAAGUACCCCCAGAGCCCGACCAACUCCAAGGCCCAGAAGAAGACCCGGAACAAGCUGCGUCGGCAGCACUCCUACGACACCUUCGUGGACCUGCAGAAGGAAGAAGCCGCCUUGGCCCCGCGCAGCGUGAGCCUGAAAGACAAGGGCCGCUUCCUGGACGGGAGUCCCUACGCCCACAUGUUUGAGAUGCCAGCUGGCGAGAGCACCUUUGCCAACAACAAGUCCUCAGUGCCCACUGCUGGACACCACCACCACAACAACCCCGGCGGCGGCUACAUGCUCAGCAAGUCGCUCUACCCUGACCGGGUCACGCAAAACCCUUUCAUCCCCACUUUUGGGGACGACCAGUGCUUGCUCCAUGGCAGCAAAUCCUACUUCUUCAGGCAGCCCACGGUGGCGGGGGCGCCGAAAGCCAGGCCAGACUUCCGGGCCCUUGUCACCAACAAGCCGGUGGUCUCGGCCCUUCACGGGGCUGUGCCAGGCCGUUUCCAGAAAGACAUCUGUAUAGGGAACCAGUCCAACCCCUGUGUGCCUAACAACAAAAACCCCAGGGCUUUCAAUGGCUCCAGCAAUGGGCAUGUUUAUGAGAAACUUUCUAGUAUUGAGUCUGAUGUCUGAGUGAGGGAAGAGAGAGGUUUUAAGGUGGGUACGGGAGGGUGGGGCCGUGGGCGUGUGGUGCGCAUGUCACGGAGGGUGACGGGGGUGAACUUGGUUCCCAUUUGCUCCUUUCUUGUUGUUUUCAUUUAUUGACGGAAUCCUGGAGUUCUGAUUCCUUCUAAGAGGGCAACCCUGGUGACCAGCCCCAGCCCUCCCCCGCCUUUCCAGUGCUCUCCUCCCUCUCCAUCUGUCAGUCGUUCCCGUUCCCGGGAGGGAAUCCGGUGGGCUCGCUCAGCACGGGAGGGCAGAGUGGAGAAAGGAGGUGGCUGCGUGCAGGCUUCCUCGGAGCACGGAAGGACUGUUUGCCACCCAACUUGGAGUGCAGCAGGGAGAGAGAUACAAGGAGGCCACGUGAGCGCAGGAUAGCUCUUCCCAAACUGAUCUAGAUGUUUAGGUGAGAAGGCAAAAGCACCCAAAUGAGACCAUUUGCCAUACUGCCCGUGAAUGCAAAGAGGCUUUUGCUAAAUUCUUGUCACUUAGGUGGCAUCCGUGUAGGGACCACGUGCCAAGCAGAGGGCAGGAGGCCAUGUGUGUUUAUAUAUAAGCCAAAAGAAUGUUUCAAUUGCACGAGACUCCAUGGUGGUGAACUGGAACCAAGGGUCUUUUGGUAGGUGACGGAAAGCACGUCAUAGCCAUGUUCCGUGGUGCACUAGAGGCAAGAGAAGAUGGACGACAUGUGCAUGUAUGGCCAUGUACACUUGUACGUGCAUGUAGUCUACACGGGCACGCGGUCAGGGGCCUAGAAAUGUAGAGAGGGCAACCUGGACUCCUAAAGCUGUUUCUUCCAACAUCUCGAAGCAGUGUGCCUCUUUUGGCUUAUAUACAAACAGAGAUGGUCCGAUGCUACCUGAAGGUUAGCUGUCUCUCCCCUCCACCCUUCCUGAGUAAGGAGAAUGGAAGUUCUUGACAUGGACGAUGAUGCGGUCUAGACAAAAAGGUGACGAACGAUCCUACGAGAGCAAGGUGCAAAAGUCACUCCUCUGCGGUUCAACCAGUUUUGAACGAGAACUUUCCAGGAAGGCUGAAGGGAACGGGAAGCAGCCACGGCUCUUUUGCCCACACUCGAGAGCAAAAGAUUCUAUAAAGCUUUCUUGAGCUUUUUAGACGCUGGCCAAGGUUUGGGGAGGAGCUACGUAAAGCUUUGAAGUAUAGGGGAGUUGUUUAUGGUCGGGUAAGUGAGAGAGGGGGAUGUUUUCAAUGCUUUGAUCCCUUCUUACUUCACCUGGAGCUAGGAGAGCUUGCUCCACCAGAACUGAUCACAACUGAUCUGGAACAGACAGUCAAAUGGCAUGAGCUUGCUCUGUGAGUACAGCUCAGGAAACGUGGAGGGAAGGGAAGAGAUUUGGAAGUGGAGAGGGUAGGAGGGGAAGGACUCCCCCACUGCCCCACUGGGUCUGGCUCCCUGAGAAUGUGGCAUUGAGCCCAAUGUGAACACUCUCAGUAGAAGCCCUUCCACCUUCCUACAGAACCUUCUUUCCCUCCCAGGUGUACCAUUCAAGAAUAAAAAUAUAUAUGUAAAUAUAUAUAUGUGUGUGUGUAUAUAUAUAUAUAUAUAUAUAUAUAUAUACACAUAUAUAUUUAAAACUCCAGGGAUGAGGGUACUGGCAGAUGCAAUGCCCCCCUUCACUUGGAAACUUGAGAAGGGAAAUGAAUAUUCGUCACUGCCGGUCCUGAAACUUAGGGAGGGAGUGUCCUGUGGGUCCGUGCCACUGUCCUGCCUUCCUCCCCUUACCCAGGCUGGCAGCCAAAGAGCCCCGGGUCUGUUUGGAAGCUUGACUGCAGGAUCUCCAUGUUGCACACAGGACACAUAAACCAGAAAGGUGCUCAUCCUCCUCUGGAAGGAAGCUGCCAUGCCUCUUCAAGUCACACCCUCCAGGGCUGCUCUUUGCCUUCCUGUUUUGCCCUGAUUCACCACCCUUCCUCCUUCCCUGCCCUUGACUGCUGUCCCCUGUCCUCCUCCUGGAUUUUUACCUCAGUAUCUUUCAUUUUAAAGCCAACUGAAGGCCUUGUAAAGCUAUGUUUUCUUUCUAAAACGAACCUGGGGGCAAGGGGCUGAACCUCUCACAGAUUUGGAGAGAGGAGCACGGAGUGCUUUACCUUAGAUUCAAGGAAAGACUUUGAGAGAGAGGACAGAGGGCGUGAGGCGUCUCCAGGAGGAAGAAGGAGAAGGGCCAUAUAAACAUCGCUUCACCCUGACUCUGUCUGAGGUCAGGGGAUCCUCCCCUCACUCUUCCUCUUACCUCACCCCUUUCAAAUAAAAAACCAAACCAACUAACCUAGCGAACAGCAAUCUAGAACAAAGGGGGCUCUGUCGGUCUCCACUGGUGACGGAAAUCAAGAUGGUGUUUAUUUCAUAUGUAAAUAUUUUGUUUUCUAAUUAAUUUUGUAUAGAUAAAGUGUUCUCUUGUGAGUAUUCAGGGUGUCGGGCUGGAGGGAGUGGGGUGGGGAUGGGAAUGAAGAGGGGAAAAGUGUUUUGUUAUGGGUUUUCAUUUUCCAUUGGGGGAAUUGUUUUGUAUGGCUUUUGCUUCAGGGCAUCUGGGGAAAAGUGUAUGUGAAUGGAGGCCACUGUGGUGAAAAUGCCAGGGAAAAGUAAUCUGUGCCCACGCCUCCCCACCUCACCAAUCUUCUUGGUCUGUGAGAAGUGUCCGUGCCCAUCAGCCUGGGCUUGGCACUGGGUCCGGCCUGGCCCUAAGCAGAACCCAGGUCCUGCUCCUGUCUCCUAGGUAGACCGCGGAUGACCAGCAUUCCAUGCAGAGUCAAGCUGGUGACACCACAUUUGCCCUGUCGGCACCUAGGGUAGGAAAGAUUCCAAAAAAGGGCUUAAAUCAGAAUUGAGGUCAAAUUGACCCUCAAUCCUGAUGUGGCCGAGAGGUUUCAGGAAGCUCAGUCCUGAGAAAUCUCCCAGAAGCCCCCUUGUGAUGUUUAACAACCAUAUCAAAGCCAAUUCUUUUCUUCCUAGUACCUGAGUGCUGGCAACCUCCCUACGCCCUCCCUCACUCCUUAGGUAUCAGCACUGCAAGCACACCCAGAAAAUUCCCACAAAGUCUACUUUUUGAAGCAUGUGAUAUCUGGUGACAGGGAGGCAGCACUGGAUACAUGUCUUACAAAUAUGCAUGCUUUUCUAGAAAAGAUGACCAGAUCUGCUCCAAAAAAAAAAAAAAAAAAAAAAAAAAGAUGACCAGAUCUGCCCAUAGAAAGAUUGCAGAAGUUGGCUUUAGACGUAGAAGGGUGGGUAUGUGAGGGACGGUGCCGAUAGUGAUUUUAUUUUGUCCUGUCCUCGUUUCUGCCCUCAGGAAGGUGCUAUUUGCCUUGAGCCAGGGAUUUGUAACCUGACCUUGGGUUAUUAACCAGACAAACAGAGUUUCUUUCACUGGAUUAUUUGUUUUGUGAAGGGUGGCAGCCUCUCUCUAUCUACCACGGGAUGAAAUGUCCAAAUCCGUUUACGCAAGACGUUACAUCAUAUUUGGUCCUAUCCUCCCAUCAUUGAAAGCUGUCAGCUGGAUCGUUUCAUUUUUCUAAACCUUUUCGUUGGGCCCCUUGGUCACUUCUCUUCAGCUGGAUGCUUGAAUUGGGACCAAAUAAAGUAUUCGUGGCCUGCUCAAGAAAGCUUAAAGAAAGGAAGGCCAAGCAGUGUCGAGUUCUAGAUAUUACUUCAUUCCAAAAUAACAAGCCAGUAAAAUUGCAUGAGGAUGAAUUCAGCAGUAAGCCCCAUCCAUUCCACACUGGGCCUGGACAAAGACCCAAUCUGCCCAAAACUGAGAUUCCACAGACACCCUCGAGAGCACCAAUUGUUCCAAUUUUCCUCGGAAUCCAUGCUUUCUAUCUUUGGUGUCCUCUGUCAUUCCCUUCCACCGGAAAGCGGGUUGGUGGCUCUGAUCCUGUAUCCUCUCAGUGGCAAUGCUUAAAUCUUAGCAUUGCCACCAACCUCAGUUAACGUGCCCCUUGAAUUUGCCCGAGUCAAGAAUGCGCACACCCUUCAGAGUGAUGCAUGUGCAGUGGAUCUCGUAAUUUCAAAGUAUGUCACUGUGUAUCCUCAGCCAGAACGUGGGAGACCUCCUUGAUGUGGAUUCCCCCGUCCUGGCCACAGCCAUGUUGUGAUUGGGGGAAAAAGAAUCCCAAGUGAUUCCAUUAAGUGUUGGUGGUGUCAGUAGUGCCCAAACGCAUGUGUAAUGUGAUAAAAUAGGAGUCUUCUAUACAAUUAGGUGAAUAUCACCCGCCCAGUCUUCCGUGGCCAUCGGGAGUUGCCCAAGGGGGGAAUUCUCCGCAUGGGAGGUGAAGAAACUAUUACCAAAACUGCAGCGUGCUGGUCACCUGCACAUCUCACUUAAGAGCUAGGGUUUCUUUGUUUCUGUUUUUUUUUGUUUGUUUGUUUGUUUGUUUGGUGUUUAGUUAGUUCCAGAUUUAGGGACAGAAUAACCAGAUGGUUUGGGCAACGGCCUUUGGAAAAAGCUAUUCCAGAACUCACUGUAUUCUUUUAAUCCCCUUCUCUUUAAGAAAGCCCUGUCGUUGCUUGACGCCCUGUGUGUGUCUGUCUGGUGUGUUAGGAGUGAUUCCCGUGUGUGCAUACAUGAUGCAGCUGCAUCAUUGGUGAAUGCAUUGGGCAUUUCCAGCCAUUGUGGCCAUAACUUCUGUGCUUUCUGAGCCCAAAGCCAUAUAAGAAAUGUGUGCUCAGUAGACCGCCAGACACUUCGGUAGAGCGUUUGCUUUCUUCACCUGAGUGUCAGGGACUCUUCGUUCUGUCUAAGGAACUGAUUGUGGAUGAUGAACAACUAAAAGUGGACAGUUCUAAUGGAAUGGGCCUGGCCUUACAAAUGGUAUAUGAUCCAUGGUGUGGCUUCAGAGGUCCUGAGAGGACCGUUCCUUUUCAUUGCCCACCCCACUUUCAACUACUGGCUUCCUACACAGACGUACUCUUCUAGCACUGAGCUGCUCGUCUGUCAUUUAAAUGAAAACAGUCCCAGGAAGGGUGACAUAUUAAGCCAUAUUAGGGAUUUAUACAUUUAAACACCUAGUUUACAUUAGGAGUCUCAUCUCUUUUCCUGGGACGAUAAUACAGGAGAAGAUAGUAAGAUGCAAGAGAAGGGGGAGAGAGCAAAGAACACAGAGAGUAACAGAGAAGGGAGUCAAAAUACAGGUUCCAGAAUAUAAAGACAUUUAAACCAUCUCAUCUUCUACCUACUUUUAUUUAAGUCUCAUGUGUUGUAAGAACAGGACUCCUAGCUAGGAAUUAUUUUUAAUAAGUGGUCACAUGAGCGUGUAGUUUGUGAAUCUUAAAUUCAUUAUCUUGUUGGGCAGAUGAAGAACUGUGAGUCUUCCUAUAGAAAAUGGAAGGCUGGCGCUUCUCCUCCUGUAUAGGUGACUGAGUAGGCAGCUAGAACGAUCAAAUCGAAUCAGUGUUAAGAUGACAAAAGUACUGCACUUAUCUGUCCUCUGUCCCGGUUCAAUUACUCUUCCAAUGUGGCACUUGGUCUAUGUUCUGUGUGUCCUCACUGCCACAGGGGGUGCCCAGUGAUAUCUACGCACACUAACUGUUAAGGAGCCACCAUACUACCAAGUGCUACUUAACCAGUGGGCAGUUCUUUCCUAGACGUAUCAGAUAUUUGGGACAUCACUAAGAUGUAGAUUCAUCAGUCUGAACAUGUCUAAUGCCAGUCUAGACCUAGGAUUCCAUGCUAGUUUGGGGUUCCAAUAGAGUAUAUAACAUCACAGGAUAUCUGAAUGCAUCCCACCUCUAUCCCAUGCCAACCGCAUUGACUCAACCACACCAGAGCCCUGUGGAUUCUAUCACUUAAAGUAUCUACACCUAUCUAUUCACAUGACAAAAAAUUAUCCCCUGGAAAAAAAAAAUGGAAGCCAAUGCUAUUUCCAUGCCUUGGAGACAUUAGUGAAGUCUGAAGACUCUAAUUUGCAAUAUUGAAGCAAGGAAAAAGAAUUUUGUCCAAAGAAUGAUGGGUUAGGACAGCAGUACUGGGAAUAAGUGGGAAAAGUUAGAAACCAUCCCUAUUUCUCUGCCAGGAUGUCCAUUUGCAUCCAUCUCACAGCUCAUCACAGGGAGUUUCUGGCACUGUUCUGUGCUUUAAAACAUAAUUGCUGGUGUGAUUAUAGGGGUGAGGACUCCUGAUGAGAACUGAAGGUGGCAAGCAGAGUGGAUGAGUAGAAUCCCCCAUAGCCUUGGGACUCUGGUGUGUAGAAUCCGUGUUCUGGCAAUGGAAACAAAUGGAAACUCAGCGCAAGGAUUAAGGGUAAAAGCGCAACGCGAAGCCCAAUUUAAAACGGUUAUUUUCAAGAUUUGGUUUGGUUUCCACACUUCAAACCUGAACUCUCUUUAUUUUUAAUUAUUUUAAUAGCGUUAUGAUGUAGGGGGUGACGCAGAUUCCAGUACUAUGCAGGAGACAAAAAUAAAAGCUCUAAUUAAAUAUGUUAAUUUCAAUUAAACCAGUAUCUAUUGAGCAGUACAAACGAUGCCCCUGGGCUGGUACUGUGACGAAUAUAAAAGAUUUCCAAAUGGAAUAUAUUAUACUCGCAUAUAAUAUAUGAAUGCAAAAGUAUCAAAUAUUUAAAUGUAUGUAUUAUGUUUGUAUAAAUAGAUAUGCAUAAAUCAGUAUAUUUAUACAUGCAAGUUUUAAUUUUUUCUGGUGUCAGGGUGUGAGUCAAAGAUAUUCUCCAUUAUGUGAUUUAAAAAAAAAAAAAACACCGCAGAGAUUCAGUUUUUCCUCUCAC